AUGGAGAGGAAGGACAGUGAAAGCUCAGACAAUGGACUUCUGAAGAGAAAAUCGUCUCUCCCGCCGGGAAAACUUCGAAGCGGAGUCAGCAAGGCAAGAGGAAGGAUCGUCAGCUGUCAACUGCCAGGACCUCGAUUCCCAGGAUUCGGUGGACUUGGAUCUUCCGGAGAGGAAACGACAACUUUUCGAAAUAUUCCAUCUUUAAAAAAAUUUAUUUUUUGA
This is a messenger RNA of Caenorhabditis briggsae, 222 nucleotides long. The transcript is spliced from 3 exons. Lineage: Eukaryota; Metazoa; Nematoda; Chromadorea; Rhabditida; Rhabditidae. The record is from RefSeq and is a predicted model, not a curated record. Bases 1 to 222 code for a protein of 73 amino acids.